This is a messenger RNA of Caenorhabditis briggsae, 738 nucleotides long. The record is from RefSeq and is a predicted model, not a curated record. The transcript has a single exon. Lineage: Eukaryota; Metazoa; Nematoda; Chromadorea; Rhabditida; Rhabditidae. The coding region runs from base 1 to 738 and encodes 245 amino acids.
AUGUUCUCUUCUUGCUCUGCUGUUAUUCUGUUCACUGUAUUCUCUGUGUCUGCUGCCACUGGGCACCUUCGUCUGGAGAUCACUGCUUCCGAUCACUGUAGUCUCCAUCUGAAGACCAGCUCCAGCUUCCAAUCAAUUCUCCUUACAAUGGGAACCCCUCGAAUCGUCAGCUUCCAUCCGAAGAUUGAUCAAGAAACUCUUGAGAUCACCUUCUCCAGGAAAGCUAUGACUCCACAGACUCAUUUGUAUCAAAUGAAGAAAGCCAGUCAAGUAAACCAUCAAACUUUCAUUUUCAAGGAUACCGUGCUCUUGGUGCAAUCCUACUUCGAAUGUGAUACGGGAUUUUAUGGGGACUACUGCUCGGAUGAUACCACUACCACAUCAACAACCACCACCACGACUACCACUACCCCGGAAGCCACAACAACAAUCGGAACGACUACACCAGCCACCACCCGAAGAAACGUCUUCACUGAAUCUGCACCAAUUCAAACGGAUGUUUCUGCCAACUCCAUCCUCUGUGGAUCACUAAUCGUCGUCAUCAUUAUUCUUUUGGUUCUAAUCUGCAUCGUCUUUGCCCUCAUCAAACCGAAGCAACACGCUAUCUAUAUUCAACCCCAAAUUCCAUCUCCAACCCCAACAAAGUGCAAGAUCACAAUCGAGGACUCAAGAUGCAACACUCCAGAAAGCGUCAGAUACACUGCUUGUCCUAUUAAAUCGGUUACUAUUUCUUUGUAA